UGGAAAUGGAAGGUCACAACCGGAAGAAGGUCAGAGGCAUUACAUUCAAGAUGGCGGCCCCCUUAUGUCAGUGUUAUCAGAUAUGUAUAAGAAGAGGCUUGGUGGCGUCGCCUUCCUCUUACAUGCUGCUUCACAACAGACCAAAUGUCUACAGGAUACGAGGGCUGCUCACAUGCUCCACACAGGUGCUUCAGAUAGCCUGUCCACAGGUGAGGUAUUUGUCAGGAGAGAGAGGAGGUGGCAGAAAAGGUUUCCUGGGUGAGUUUCUUGACAACCUGAAACAGGAGCUUAACAAGAACAAGGAGAUGAAAGAAAACAUCAAGAAGUUUCGGGAGGAGGCCAAAAAACUGGAGGAGUCGGACGCAUUGCAGCAAGCACGACGGAAAUAUAAAACAAUAGAGUCUGAAACAGUAAAGACCUCUGAGGUUCUCAAGAAGAAGCUGGAAAACAUCUCUGAGACGGUGAAAGAGGGGCUAGGGGAGGUAAGUCGUACAGAAAUUGGAAAGAAAAUAAAGGAGGGAAUGGAGGAAGCAGCCAAAACAGCCAAGACAUCAGCAGAGAAUGUGACAAAGAGCGGAGAGAAGCUGGGGAAGACUGGUGCGUUCAAAGCUAUAUCACAGGGCAUGGAGAGUGUCAAGAAAGAGAUAGGUGACCUGGGUCACACUGGCCCCUACCGGCCUCCUUCCAAACUCAGAAAAAGGACAGAGUUCUCCUCCAAGGGGGCCGGUGAUGACAGCAAAGUCUUCGAAGCCAACGAGGAAGCCAUGGGUGUGGUGCUCCACAAAGAUUCAAAGUGGUACCAGCAGUGGAAGGACUUCAAAGACAACAACGUGGUCUUCAACAGAUUCUUUGAGAUGAAGAUGAAGUAUGAUGAGAGUGAUAACGCCUUCAUCAGGGCGUCCCGCGCUGUCACCGACAAGAUGACUGACCUCAUUGGUGGGCUUUUCUCUAAGACUGAGAUGUCUGAAGUACUGACAGAAAUCUUGAAAGUGGACCCAUCCUUUGACAAAGACUCUUUCCUCAAACAGUGUGAACGAGAUAUAAUCCCUAAUAUACUGGAGGCGAUGAUCAGAGGGGAGCUGGAGAUUCUUAAGGAUUGGUGUUAUGAAGCGACGUACAGCCAGCUGGCACACCCUAUUCAGCAAGCCAAGGCCAUGGGGCUUCAGUUCCACUCUAAGAUCCUGGACAUCGACAAUAUUGAUCUGGCUAUGGGGAAGAUGAUGGACCAGGGUCCGGUGCUGAUCAUCACCUUCCAGGCUCAGUUAGUCAUGGUGAUCCGAAACACUAAAGGAGAGGUGGUGGAGGGAGACCCUGACAAAGUGCUCAGGAUGAUGUACGUUUGGGCUCUGUGUCGAGACCAGGAGGAGCUCAACCCCUACGCUGCAUGGAGACUACUCGACAUCUCCGCUUCCAGCACAGAACAGAUCCUCUAAGACUGUCUGAAACACACAAAAACACAACUCAGGAGGGAUCUUAGUGUACCUGAACAGGUCUCAGAGCUCUCUGCGAUGUUGAAGAAGGAGAGAGGAAGGCAAGAGGACACGAAGGUCUGACUGGUGGGACAAAAGAAGUAUCAGGAGGUUGUUAAAAGCUUGUUGCAUUACUCUUUUUUGUCCUACACUGGCUUUGGGUUCAGCCACUGCUUUCCUAGAGUCUUUGAAUGCCUAGAAGUCAUCUUUAACCAUUCCGCUGGCUCACACAAGGGGGCAGUAGAGCACCAAAAACUCUAAACCUUCACACUUCCUGCAGUGUAUGUAUGGUUGCCUGGUUAUUCAGACUCUCCAGUGAAGGAAAGCUGUCACCAGCCUUUACAGGAUAAAGUAUUUAAUUCAGUUUUCAGGUUUAGGUUUUUUUAAUUGUAAAGAAAUGAAAAAUUAAAUAAAGGCAGAAGAUUUACGAGUCAGCAGUUGAACUUUAGGCUGGUUUUGAGCUCUCUCCCUUCCUCUCUGAGGGGUCGCUAUCUUGGUGGUAGAUUGUUUUGUGGCCAAUUGAUGCUCUCCUACGUCAUUGUUUGUAUGAUAAUUGUCCAAUGUAAUUGUUAAAAAUUUGAGAAAGUUUAUAUUUAUUAUGAAAAAAAUAAAGGCAACCCCUGUUUUUCACACUAGACAACAUUUUUGAAAAUAAAUUUCUAUCAAUCA
Messenger RNA from Cheilinus undulatus (humphead wrasse), 2138 nucleotides. It is a transcript of the gene timm44, whose product is annotated as translocase of inner mitochondrial membrane 44 homolog (yeast). Gene Ontology annotation, biological process: protein import into mitochondrial matrix. The transcript has 13 exons. Gene Ontology annotation, cellular component: mitochondrial inner membrane. The record is from RefSeq and is a predicted model, not a curated record. Lineage: Eukaryota; Metazoa; Chordata; Actinopteri; Labriformes; Labridae. Gene Ontology annotation, molecular function: protein-folding chaperone binding. Bases 6 to 1433 code for a protein of 475 amino acids.